Nerophis lumbriciformis (worm pipefish) is the source of this 2833-nucleotide messenger RNA. RefSeq names its product ectodermal-neural cortex 3 (gene enc3). Gene Ontology annotation, biological process: ubiquitin-dependent protein catabolic process. Gene Ontology annotation, molecular function: protein binding. Gene Ontology annotation, cellular component: Cul3-RING ubiquitin ligase complex; cytoplasm. The record is from RefSeq and is a predicted model, not a curated record. NCBI's taxonomy places the organism in Eukaryota, Metazoa, Chordata, Actinopteri, Syngnathiformes, Syngnathidae.
UUCACUCCUGAGCUGCUGUGCUGGAGCUAACUAGCCUCCUAACUCGCCUCCUAACUCCUCUUCCCGUCUGCUAAGCCGAGUCUGAUCCAGACAAAUGGACAACAAGUCGUCGAGGAGUUCGGCUCAGAGAAUCGUCCUCGACUGGGAAAUGCUGGUCGGCUUAAAUUGAAGGAAAACCAAACUUCCGCGUGAAGUCGUCGACAAAAAGAAUCCGGAUACGCGCCGCUGCCGUUAUUACGAAUCCAAGAUGUCCGUCAGCAGCCACGAAAACCGCAAGUCCCGCUCCAGCUCGGGCUCCAUGAACAUCCACCUCUUCCACAAGACGUCGCACGCCGACAGCCUCCUGACGCAGCUCAACCUGCUCCGCAAGCGCAAGGUCUUCACCGACGUGGUCCUGAAGGCCGGGAAGCAGGCCUUCCCGUGCCACCGCGCCGUCCUGGCCUCCUGCAGCCGCUACUUCGAGGCCAUGUUCAGCGGCGGCCUGCGGGAGAGCCGCGACGCCGAGGUGGACUUCCACGACUCGCUGCACCCGGAGGUGCUGGAGCUGCUGCUGGACUACGCCUACUCGGCGCGGGUUAUCAUCAACGAGGAGAACGCAGAGUCCCUCUUAGAGGCGGGCGACAUGCUCCAGUUUCACGACAUCCGCGACGCUGCGGCGGAGUUCCUGGAGAAGAACCUGCACCAGUCCAACUGCCUGGGCAUGAUGCUGCUGUCGGACGCCCACCAGUGCCAGAGACUGUACGAGCUCUCGUGGCGGAUGUGUCUCGCCGACUUCGCCACGCUCUACAAAACCGAGGACUUCCUCAACCUCCCCAGGGACAAAGUGCGGGAGCUGACGCUCAGCGAGGAGCUGGAGGUGGAGGACGAGAGCUUAGUGUACGAGGCCGUCAUCGACUGGGUCAAGGCCGACAUGGAGCGGCGGCACGGCGAGCUGCCGGAGCUGCUGCGCUGCGUCCGCCUGGCGCUGCUGCCGGAGACGUACCUGCUCAACAACGUGGCCUCGGAGGAGCUGGUCAUGUGCCACAAGGUGGGCCGGGAGAUCGUGGAGGACGCCGUGCGCUGCAAGAUGCGGAUCCUGCAGAACGACGGCAUCGUGACGGGAUUCUGCGCCCGGCCCAGGAAGGUCAGCCAGGCCCUGCUGCUGCUCGGCGGGCAGACCUUCAUGUGCGACAAGGUCUACGUCAUCGACAACAAGACCAAAGAGAUCACGCCCAAAACCGACAUCCCCAGCCCCAGGAAGGAGUGCAGCGCCUGCGCCAUCGGCUGCAAGGUUUAUGUCACAGGGGGGCGUGGCUCUGAGAACGGCGCCUCCAAAGACGUCUGGGUCUACGACACUCUGCACGACGAGUGGUCCAAAGCGGCGCCCAUGUUGGUCGCCAGGUUCGGACACGGGUCGGCGGAGCUGGACCACACGCUUUACGUUGUGGGAGGACACACCUCUCUCGCGGGGUCCUUCCCCGCCUCCCCCUCCGUGUCGCUCAAACAGGUGGAGCAGUACGACCCUCAGACGAACAAAUGGGCGCUGGUGGCGCCGCUCAGAGAAGGCGUGAGCAACGCCGCCGUGGUCGGCGCCAAAAACAAGCUGUUUGCCUUCGGAGGAACCAGCGCGAACAGGGACAAGUACCCCAAGGUGCAGUGCUUUGACCCCUGCCAGAACCGCUGGACCGUCCCGGCGACGUGUCCGCAGCUUUGGCGCUACACGGCGGCGGCGGUCGUCGGGAGCCACGUGGUCGUGAUCGGCGGCGACACGGAAUUCUCCGCCAGCUCCGCGUACCGCUUCAACAGCGAGACGUACCAGUGGUCCAAGUUCGGCGACGUGACGGCCAAACGGAUCAGCUGCCACGCCGUGGCGUCGGGAAACAGACUGUACGUCGUCGGCGGCUACUUUGGGGCGCAGAGGUGCAAGACGCUGGACUGCUACGACCCGUCGUCGGACUCCUGGGACAGCGUGACCAGCGUUCCCUACUCGCUCAUUCCCACGGCCUUCGUCAGCACAUGGAAGUACCUGUCAGCCUAGAGACCUCAUCUGGACCGCAUCCAGGCGACGGUGACCACGGCAACCGGAACGAAGGGCUGGCGUCCCCCCGCCGGCGUUCCCGGGAUCGUCGGACAUUGGAUCCCGAGUCCUGGAAAGCAAAGACCGCCAAAUGCGUUUGUGUGACCCUCCGCACCUAGCGCCUCUUUGGUUGCCAGGUGGCUCCAGGUACCGUGCAGGCUUUGGAGCGAGCGCGGUGGAACCCGCUUAUGUCGACAACCCGUUUGUUUAUGACUGAAAAGUCUCAUUUCUAUGACAAAUGUUGAUAAUAAUAACUAAUCAUAUUAAUACUUUGUCACCUACAACUCAAAAUAUGUUUGUCUGUUUUAAGCAGUUUUAUUUUUUACAAAAUCAAAAAAAAAAAAAAAAAAUAGCCUCCAUGUUCUGCGGGUAAAAUGGGACAGAAUUAAAUAUUUAAAUGGAUAUUUAAAUAAUGACUUAAAUGUGUUCUUAAUUUAAGGUAAAACAAAAAAAAAUAUGUGUAAUUAUUUCACAAUUUAUUACAAUUUGUAAUUGAUUAUUUCACGAUUUAGUUAGUUAUGAAUUUUUGAAAUAUUUAAAUUGUGAAAUAAUUAAGCUGUUAAUUAAGUAUAUUUUUAAAUGAAAUUACCGGCAGAUUCGAUAACACAUUUAUGUAUUUAAUUCCAAUUCAACCCAAUUAAUGACACAUUUAGGUCAUUAAUUACAUGUUAAGUAAUGAAUUAAAUGUUAAAUAAAUAAAUAAAAUUUUGUAAAUGGUAAUUAAAUUGUAAAAUUAAUAAUUGUGGAAUAAAACUACUACAAAAUUUUUUUUUUUAA